Paramecium tetraurelia is the source of this 1383-nucleotide messenger RNA. RefSeq lists its product as uncharacterized. Gene Ontology annotation, molecular function: ATP binding; protein kinase activity. The record is from RefSeq and is a predicted model, not a curated record. The transcript is spliced from 3 exons. NCBI's taxonomy places the organism in Eukaryota, Ciliophora, Oligohymenophorea, Peniculida, Parameciidae. Gene Ontology annotation, biological process: protein phosphorylation.
AUGAGUUAAGACAAAAAGUCCUUUUUCGAUUUUACUUCACCUUUUGAUUUGGAAAGACAAAUCGAGAUUUUUCAUAAGUCCCACAAAGAUCAGUUCUUUGUCCCUAAAGACGACAAAUUUAAGAUGAAGACCCUGGUACUCCAGAGGAAUUAUCUUAUCAAAUACAAUUAGAAACGUACUUCGUAAAAGUAUUUCAACAUUACUAAUGCGUUAUUGGAAAUUGUUAGCCAUCCAAAAAUGGGUUUGGGGAUAUCCCUAACCAAAAAUGGAGGAAAUUUUACAUUUUAUGGUCUUGUUGAAUAAUGGUUUUCUCAUAUGAAAAAAUGGUGUAUCCAACCCAAUUUCUCUAAAGAUUACAAAAUUGUCUCACUUAUUGGUCAAGGCAGUUUCGCUAAGGUUUUUAAAAUUUAAAGAAUUUGUGAGAUGAAAGAAUUUGCUGUUAAAGUGUUUGAUAAAUCGAUUUUGAAGAGUUAAGAUAAGCCUGCUCUACUAAAAGAGAUUGAACUUCUCAGAUUGAUGAAUCACAAAAAUGUUGUUACCAUUUAAGAAACUUACGAAAACGAUCAAUACAUCUAUAUAGUCUAAGAACUUUACUAAGGAGGCGAAUUGCAUAAGGAACUGAAGAGAAGCAGAACUUUCUCAGAGCGAGGUGCAUAUAUAAUAGUUCAAUAAGUUGUUGAAGCAUUAAUAUAUGUGCAUUCUCAUGGAAUACUUCAUAGAGACAUAAAGCCUGAGAACAUAAUUUUAAAAGAAGAAGGAAUUAUAGAUCAGGUGGUCCUGGCAGAUUUUGGAUUGGCAGAUUAUUAUAGAAAGGAUUGUAAAUACAUGUUCACCAGAUGUGGGACACCAGGAUACGUUGCACCCGAAUUAUUAUAAGAUAAAAUUUAUGAUCACAAGAUUGAUGUGUAUAGUUGUGGCAUACUCUUAUACUACCUUCUCGUAGGAAAGGGUCCUUUUGACUCUAAUAAUUAUGAUCUGACAGUGAAUGCAAAUUUUAAUGGACAUGUCGAUUUGGCUAAAUUCAACUUUACAAACGAAUGUCUGGAUCUUUUAAGAGGGAUGUUGGAUCCAAAUCCUCUAAAUAGAUUCACAUUCGACUAGGUUAAACAGAGUUAAUUCUUUAAAAGACACAAUUUUACUUAAAAUCAAGUGAGUAGCUAAACAAGUUUAGGUAGCAUCAAUUAUCAAUCUGAUACAUAAGUCUUUUCUCCAUAAUAAUCACCAUAUUUAGAACAUAGAAAAUUGAACGAAUAAAAAAGCAGGUUUGUGUAAUAUAGUUCUCCUCUAUAUUCACCUAUGAGACUCAAUUCACCCAAUUUAUCUCCACUUAAUGGUCCUUAAUAAAAAAGCCCCAAUUUACCCAGAGUACCCAUUUAAAUAUGA